GGUUGAGUAGUGGUAUAUAAGGUGCAACCACGGAGUUGGUGUACACUGCAGUCGAAAGUUUCAUCCCAGUCCAAACCCAAGGGACAAGCAGAGGCAAAAAUGGCAUUCGCUGGUAUUCUGAAAGAUGGUGACAUCACUGCAGCCCUGAAGGCUUGCGAAGCUGCUGACUCCUUCAACUUCAAGACUUUCUUCGCCAAGGUCGGUCUGUCCGGCAAGUCUGCCGAUGAUGUCAAGAAGGCCUUUGCUGUCAUUGACCAGGACAAGAGCGGCUUCAUUGAGGAGGAUGAGCUUAAACUGUUCCUGCAGAACUUCUCAUCUGGUGCCAGAGCAUUGACUGAUGCUGAGACAAAAGCCUUCCUGACAGCUGGAGACUCUGAUGGUGAUGGCAAGAUUGGAGUGGAUGAGUUCGCUGCUAUGGUCAAGGCAUAAAUGGCUUCUAAACAACAACCUUAGGUUCCAACCAGUAAUGUAGCCUUCUUAGACCUCCACAUUUUUAUCUGGGUGGCUGUUUUUUAUACAUAAUUCUGGCUGUCCACUCCCAUGCUGCACUCUGUCCGGAAUGACUGUAAAUAUCACAAGUCUUUCGUGUUGUAGAUAUGAAUGUAAGUUAUUGUAAAAUCUUUAACGCUGUUUUGGGGAAAGGACAAUGAGAAAAUAAAAACUACUAUUUUUCUUU
Misgurnus anguillicaudatus (oriental weatherfish) is the source of this 676-nucleotide messenger RNA. Its product is annotated as parvalbumin alpha. The record is from RefSeq and is a predicted model, not a curated record. NCBI's taxonomy places the organism in Eukaryota, Metazoa, Chordata, Actinopteri, Cypriniformes, Cobitidae. Gene Ontology annotation, cellular component: cytoplasm. Gene Ontology annotation, molecular function: calcium ion binding.